Messenger RNA from Anoplopoma fimbria (sablefish), 1697 nucleotides. RefSeq names its product heterogeneous nuclear ribonucleoprotein C-like. Gene Ontology annotation, cellular component: nucleus. Lineage: Eukaryota; Metazoa; Chordata; Actinopteri; Perciformes; Anoplopomatidae. The record is from RefSeq and is a predicted model, not a curated record. The transcript has 9 exons. Gene Ontology annotation, molecular function: RNA binding. Bases 259 to 1209 code for a protein of 316 amino acids.
UCAUCGCCGGUGACGUCAGUUAGCCACAGCGGCUAGAAGAAAGCUAGCUCGCUGUCCAGGGGGGAGACUUGCUUGUGCGGAAAAAAACAAACAAAAAGGGGACGAAACUAAAGUAACACAUUUGAGCAGCAAGACAUUUUACUCUUAAAGGUCGUGUAUAAAGUAUCGCGAGGGGCGAAGGUCGACACCAGCCCAAACUGAUCCCAGCCCACAGUGUCAAACCUCAGACAGACGACAGCAGCCCUGCACACAGACGCUAUGGAUCGCUCACCCACCACCGCCAGCCUGAUGGCCAGCAACAUCACCAACAAGAACGACUUGCGCUCCCUCAACUCGCGGGUCUUCAUCGGAAACCUCAACACCCUGCUGGUCACCAAGGCCGAUGUGGAGGCCAUCUUCUCCAAAUACGGCAAGAUCGUGGGCUGCUCUGUGCACAAGGGCUUCGCCUUCGUUCAGUUCGCCAACGAGAGAAACGCCCGGUCUGCCGUCGGCGGGGAGGACGGGAGGAUGAUUGUCGGGCAAGUACUUGACAUCAAUCUGGCUGGAGAACCCAAACCACACAGGUCAAAAACCACCAAACGCUCAGCUGGAGACAUGUACAGCAGCAGUUCCUCAUUUGAACUCGACUAUGACUUUCAGAGAGAUUAUUACGACAGAAUGUACUCGUACCCGUCCCGUGUCCCCGCUCCGCCUCCUCCCCCGUUGUCGCGCGCCGUGAUCCCAUCCAAGCGCCCGCGGGUCAGCCUGAGCGGAGGAAGCAGCCGGCGAACGAAGAGCAGCUUCUCCUCUUCCUCCAAGAGCGGUCAGAGGACUUCAUCUUCCAGAACAAUGAAAGUGGACGAGCUGCAGACCAUCAAGCGGGAGUUGACCCAGAUCAAAAGCAAAGUGGACGACCUGCUGAACAGCCUGGAGCGCAUGGAGAAGGACCACAGCAAGAAGUCGGCUAAGGGCAUAAAAACGGAGCCGGGCGAGGUGACUUCACCGCCGCACACGAGCAACAAGAAGGACGACGUGUUGAAGAGAGACAGAGAGUGCCAGGAGCUGAACGACUCUGACGAGGACGACGACGACGACGAGGUCGACCUGCUGGAGGAGGAUGAGGUGAAGAGUCAAGAGAGGGACGACGAUGAGGAUGAUGAGGAGGAGGAAGGAGAGCAUGUGGAAGGUGACGACGAUAUCGAAAGUGUCAACGGCGAGGAUGACUCGUAGGCGCGGACUGCACCAACGCAUGCAGCGUACACAGCCUCCAGUAGGAACUCGGACUCCUGUUUUAACACUCGUGUUGUAGCGCAAACACACACAUACACACACUCUCAAGCAUGGUGCACACACUCUUUGUCCCAUCGUCCCUGAAGCCGAUUAGUUUUGUUUUGUUAUUUUUGUCCAGUGUGGCUGUACCAGGAAUAACUAGCUGUGGGUUUCGGUUUGUGUUUUUUACUGCGUCGCUGCUUGCCCUCAGGAGAAGACGGAAACACAAGACUGUUAAUGUUCUCAGAGACAACAGCUCGACGGACAUCAUGUCUUAAUGCGAGGACGAAAAAUUCAGCUACGAAAGAGAAGUUUUAGGUUCAAUGUGUUUGUCUUUUCCUCAUUGGUGAGUUUGUUUUGACCUUGUGUGUCUGUAUGUUAAAGUCUGUUUUUUUUAUACUAUUCACAACUGUAAAGGAAUAAAUUGCAAUAAAAUAUUAAAAUGUAAA